GCGGGGUGUCCCGCCUGGUGUGCGGCCAUGCGCGGGGCCCGCGCGGUGCUGCCGCUGCCGCUGCCCCUGCUCCUGCUCCUGUUGUCGCUGCCCGCCCUCAGCCCUGCGGGCGCUUCCCAGCGCUCCGGCGGCAGCCGGUCUGUGAGUCGAGUGUGUGUGGAAAAGUCACUAAUUUUCAGAAGUAAUACCCCUUAUUCAACAGACAUCGUUUCUGAUCCUGGUGGACGAGAUCCACUCUUCUGUGUGCAGUUGGAUGACACAAAGCUGAACUAUUUUCAACAGCCACAGGAUAUCAAAGAAUCUGAUUUUGUGGAGUUCUUGGAGAAGUAUGGCAGGCACUCUUUCUUAGCACCAUCACAAGUUCAGCCAUCGUUCUCUGCUUUUUAUCGUGCUGGUGAUCCAAUCCUCAUCUACUAUGAUUCGUCAUCUGUAUUGAGCAUGCUUAGACAGCCAGUAAAAAUGGGAGCCAGUGGACUUUGUGUUGAUGGAAAUCCUGCUGGCUUCCUGGACAGUAAAAGCACAAGUUGUACUCGGAUUUUUGCCAACUUGAGCAAGAGCUGCAUGACUGACCCUGCCCUAGAUGCUGCUUCCUACUACCAUGACUUCACUGUGCUAAAGGUCCCAAUUAAUGACACCGUUAUGCCAUCCAUGAAGGUAAAUGUCACUGCAGUCUCACCACCUGGAGCUCCCCACAUGAAAGACAAUACAUGCACCAAUGUUGUUUCUCAGGUGAUCUAUGAGAUAGAAUAUAGUGGCACAAGUGGGAUUCAGAGUGUUUCUGUCCAGUUCAAAGUCAGCAAUAUCUCUGUGAACUCCGGAUCCUCUCUGCAGCAGCACUUCACCAUGCACUUCUGGACCAGGACUCUUUCUCAUAUGUUGCCUAGAAGUGGAAACCCUGGCUAUAAUACUGGAGCACCACUGUUGAUUGCAAACAGUGGUGCCAUGCAACAUAUGAGCAUAUUAAGGAGUGAAAGUGAUGGAAGUUGUUCACAAUUUCUCAGGCACAGAGUACAAUUUGGAAGGAAUAUGAGAACAGGCUGCAAAAUCAGCCUAUCCCCAACACUGGAAGACAGUAACUGUAGUUACAUACAGCAGAAGUUAUACAAGGCUUUUCAGGGGAUGAACAGAACAGAAGCCUUUGCUAUAACUGGCAGUGCUCAUUCAACCCAGGCAGAAGAGUGGAUGAACAUUCUGAUUCAGAACUGCAGUGUGCAGGCUGUGAAUUGCACUUCCUGUUGUAUGGUUCCUGUGACCCUGGAGAUACAGAUAUUGUGGACUAAAGUGGGCCUCCUAUCCAACCCACAAGCUCAAGUACUGGGUACACGGCACUUUUACCAGUGUCAGCCCCUCAAGUUUCUAAACAUGAGCAUGGUGCCUGUGACAACUGUCGUUACCUUCACUGACAUGACAGAUUGGCCAGAACCUCCACGAGGCCAGCCUCAAAUGCACUGGAAACUCCCAUUUGACAUCUUUUUUCCAUUCAAGGUAGCUCUGAAUGUAGAAAGAACUUACAGAGGUGAUCUGGCUGGGUAUUUGUUGUUGAUUCUAAUAAUGUCUAGUAUUUUCUGCUUUUGAAGUAGAUGGAGCCUGUAUUUAAAGUGUGGUGAGUGAAUUGAUAUAUUCAGGAUAUGACCCAGAUGAUGGACUUUUGUCAUCAGGUUUUUAUACCAUUUCUGUGAUAUCUGUGUGCCUUCUGGUCUUGAAUUAAGCCAUGUGGGCUGCUUGUCCUCUCACGUUCCUGUUCUUUGUAUAUGAACCAUCUGUGAACAUCACUGCAGUGACAUACUUGAGAAAUGUAGAGAUCCAGGGACAUCCAAGGAAGAGAACAUUAAAACUAUCAUUCUGUGUCCCCAGAAACCAAGAAUACUCUCUAAACUAGGGAGUAUGGAGAGAGAAGCAAAGUUCAAUCAAAGCAUUUUGGAGCUGCUUUCCUGUUGGAGAAGUAUUUGAUUUUUCUAUAUGGAACUAAUUGAACAUUUAAAAUACAGGAGCUCUCCCAGGGGGCCUGAAUUCUUAUGUUAUGAGUAAACGUGGACCAGUCACCCCUAACCUGUCCUUUUUAGAUGACAACUGCACCUCUGUGACAGUUUUGAAUCUUGCUUUUCUGUGUCUUUUCAAAUACAGAUAUUCAAUUGAAAUUUUCAUGGUUUAAUCACUUUUUACAUUAGCAACACUGUAGCACACAGCAAAGUAAUUGUAAAUGCUCUGAAAUACAGUUGAAUUUUAGUGGUUUGUCAAAACAUCUCCCUUCCUGAUCUUUUUUUUCCCCCUGGGAGAAAUGGGCCUGAAUGGAGUUUUUCCUAGAUAAGAAACAUUCCCUUGUUCCAGAUAGGAACUGAAAAUAACUGCUGAAAUUCUAGUAGCACAUCAGAGAGAUUUGUGAAUAGUUCUGAAGCUAAAACAUCGAAUAUUUUAGGAAAAUUUGUAGUUGUAUUAUGAGACUGAAGCUUGCUGCAAUAUCUUACCUCUGGCUCAAUCUCUGGGACCGGGAAAUAAAUUUAUUGCUUUUGAAGUUAAAGGUGGUCUGAUUAUCUAGACUGCCCUUUGCCAUCACACAGGAAAUCUGCUUAAUUUUCCAGGAAGCUGUUGGAUGAAAGUAUAUUCUUUUAGCAAAAGAUUUUAUUAUUCAUUUUCUUUGGAUGAUGGAAAAAUCUGCUCCAUCUCAUGUCAAGUGCUCCAAUGGAAUCAAUAAGGGCCAAAAAUUUCAGAGCCUAGUUUUAAUAAAAUGUAUUUAUUGCUUUUGUACCUAUACUGCACAUAGCAAGUCUGUUGCUUCUCCUCAUUACAAACUUAAAAAGGAAUGCAAAAAUAAACUGAAAAACUAGUAAUUAGUGAGGAUAUCAAAGGAGAUAACACAAGUAAAACAAAACUACAACCCAUCUAAAAGCUUCUGGGUUAAUGUCACAUAUUUAUCUUUGUCAUUAAUUGCAUAGUUUCUUAGCUGGGAACAAAUUCUGUGCCAAGUGUCUGCAGCGUCCAUUGAUUCCUGUUCUGAGACAGCCCAACCAAGCUGGUGUGAACCUUCAGAACUGUGUGCAUUCCAGUAUUACACAGGACUGUACCAUUACACAGUACAGCAACAACCUUUGAUUUUUAGAUAGAGGUGACUUCUCAGAUGUGCCUGUAAUACCUUUGAAUAGCUUUUUUCAGAACACAUUUGUAGUGUGUCCCAUGUCCUCUCAUGUCCCUAAUUUGUGGAAUUCAGGAAAUUAAUUUAGAGGUGACAGUAAAUGAAUUACAAAGGGUUAGCUGGAGAAACUUCCCAAAUGUAACAGGUCAAUGCUAAAUGUGUUGGGAUAGGGCUUGAAUAAAAAGGAUCUGCCAUCCUUGUUUUCUGCAUUACUGAGGUAAUUAACUUAGGUAUAACCACAGAGAUACUGUUCACUCUAUCGGCUGUAAAUACAUGAAAUGUUGUAAGAAUGCAUCAUCUUAUAUACUGUAAGUAUCUGUCAUAAUUCUCUAAUCCUCCAGCAUGUCCUAUUUUUUAGUUCACGUUUGUCAACUUUCAGAUCUUGUCAUAGCAAGAAAUAAGAGCUGGAAAGAGCCUUGUCCAUAUUCUGGUCCAGCCUGAAUUAAGACAUAUGCAAAUUCUAGCCACAUGACAGCAGUGCUUGUGGGUUUAAAAUCUGCAGUUUCCUUUGGCAGUGCGUUUUUGUGUCUACUUUAUCAUGUUGUGUUUUUCCCCCCUGCCUGAUGUGAAAUAGCCUGUGUUGCAGUUCAGUAUCAGGCAACAUUAUGACACUGUCACAGGCAAGGCAGACACAUAUGUCACAUGUACAGGAAUGGAGUGUUUGUACUCCAUGUCAAAGGGCUGAGACAAAGCUCUUUAGUUUCUCUGCUGCCAGCAUUCUAGCUAGAGCCAUCUUUCCCACAUCUCCCUUUUUUGAGGCAGUAACACUGUUUUACUCUGUCCGAGUGAAGACGAUCUUUACUAGGUAAUUUUUAACGUCCGUUCCAAACAUAACCCUCGUUUCUUUAGAAGACAUAAUUUUAAAUUUCAAAGCAGGAGCAAUUGUAGAAGCCAGGGGCGGGGCGGGGCCGGAAGCGACUGUGGCAGCGGAGAGCUGUGCCUCGCCGUGCAGAGUCAGGCGGGUGAGUGGGGCCGGGCCGAGCCAGGCAGCGCCGAGCUGAGCUGGUCACAGCGGCCGCGGCCGUGCCCGGAGCGGACAAGUGGGCUGGGCGUCGGGCGCGGGGCUGCGGCUCGACCCGGAGGGAAAGAAGUGAGCUCAGCCUUGGAGCUGCCGGGGUGCACCGUGCACGGCACGCCGCCGGUCCCUCGGCCACGCAGACUGCAGAGCUGCGCAGAUUCGGGUCAGAGCGUCACUGCUGCGGGGAGUUACUGGCAGUGUGAAACUGCAGUUUGAUCCCCUGCGAGCUCCCGACGAACUGAUAAGAGCUGCACGGGCCUCAUCCAUCCGGAGAUCUGUGAGAGCAGAGCUGUUGCUCCUCUAGAGGUUUAUUUUUCCUUGCCAGUCUCUUGUGCCUUACGUACAAGAUUUCUCCAUGUCCAAAGAAAGUAUUUAAACCCUCCUGACACUUGCAUGACAGCUAACAGUCACUCCCUAGGUUUUGACCCGACUUUGUGAUAAGCCUGUGUUCUUCACGUACUGUUUCUUCGCAGUAGACAGAACAGGGUCAGAUUAGAGGUUUUUUAAAAUAACCUGAUAGCUCUCUGGAAAGAGUAAUCAAAGGCUAGAUAAUGGAGAUUUAAGCAAAGCUUACAUGGUUUACCAGAAUUAUUUGACAACUGUUUUUACAUUAUGAAGUCAAGAGUUUUAUUUUUUCAAAUGAAAAAUAACUCAAAUAUUUCCAUACGCUUAUAAAAAUUUUCCACAUGCUCAGGCCUGUGCCAAUGCUGUACCCUAAAUUUGAUGGAUACUUGGAGUGCUUACCUUCUUCCUCGUCCCAUAUUUCCUCUUGAGAAGAAAUUUACAAAGGGUUAAAAUAAACUUUUAUUCUUUUCUGCUGUGUAGUAAACUAUUUAUGUUUCGUCACUUUGGAAACAAUAUUACCUGUUCCAUAUUUGUGUCUGUGAAUAUUUUUUGUUGAGUAAACUGCUUUGCUGAUUUUUUUUGGGCUGUAUUUCCUUGCUCUUCUAAGCUACUGUUUCGUCGUGAUUGUCAAAAAUUGUGUUCAAUAGCAAAGUAAGCAUCUUUCAGGCUUAGCUUCAGUAAUUCUUCAGCUGUUCUUAUUACAUGUUGUGUUACUAGGAAUACAAAAGCAGUGGUGUUUUUAUGGUUUUCUGCAGCAUCUGGGGAAGAAAACAUCUGAGAAUCACUGUGCAUGAUACUCUGAAAAGUCAGUUCAAGAUGUAGUGAAAAAAAAGUAAAUAGAAUAGUAGAAAUUAUCACUUAAGAAAUGAAAUGCAGAAUAAAAGACCAUAUUAUGCCAGUAUAUUAA
Messenger RNA from Passer domesticus (house sparrow), 5400 nucleotides. RefSeq names its product tectonic family member 3 (gene TCTN3). Gene Ontology annotation, biological process: smoothened signaling pathway; cilium assembly. Lineage: Eukaryota; Metazoa; Chordata; Aves; Passeriformes; Passeridae. The record is from RefSeq and is a predicted model, not a curated record. The transcript has 13 exons. The coding region runs from base 28 to 1575 and encodes 515 amino acids.